CUGCUUUCUUCAACUAUAUAUAUAACAUUUCCACCCCAUGUCUCUCCGCAACUAACCCUCUGCAUACGCCACCCACCUCCCACCACAUGUCUCUAUCUCCCAACAAAUCAACACUUUCACGACAACCAUCUUCCCCGUCUCUCGCAGUAGGUCUACCGCCGGCUCUCCCGGAGAGCAAUAUCAUGGCUCCCUCCACCACAUCGCCUAGCAAGCUACCCAAGUCAAGAAUACACAGGGGAGACGUAGAAUCCACAGAGAGCAGCGACGCAGAAGAAGACGUCAGAAACCACACUAAAACGCCCAAGAGAAAGGUCAUUAACACUGAACCAGUGUCAAUGUCGAGUAGCAACAAAGCAAAGAAGCGAGAGACACUGGCAGAGAGGCUGGCUGCGGCUGCCGUGGGGAAUAUCAAGGUCAAAGUCAAAAGCAGUUCUAGUGUGAAUGAUGGCCUCAAAGCGUCAAAUAGCGCUUCAACUUUGACUACCGCCAGUGCAAGCACCUCCGCUAUGGUCCAAACCCCACCUGCACAGGCUAGAACAUCUAUGAUGAUACCUAGUACGAUGCCUGCUCAGAGAACUUCUCGUCCUUCAUCAGGAUCCAAUUCCUCUGACAAGGUUGUCGUUUGUGUGAGAAUAAAGCCCACCCAAAGUUCAUUCAGCUCUAUGGCCUACGAGAUCACAUCGACAUCACUUACAUUGUCUGACAAUCACCCAAAGGUUAAACAACGAGGAGGAAAAGCUGGAAGAGAGGAUACUUAUACAUACACAUUUGACAAACUCCUUGAAUAUCCUUCGAAAACACCAGAACUUUAUGUUGACAAAGUUGCGCCUUUAAUUGAUAAGGCAAUGAAUGGUUUCAACAGUACAGUCUUUGCUUAUGGUCAAACUGGAAGUGGAAAAUCUUUCACAAUGACUGGCAUACCGACAGAACUUGGUAUAAUUCCAUGUGCCGUCGAUGGCGUCUUUGACGCCAUUACUGAGGAACCCGACCGAGCAUUCUUAUUGCGGGUGUCAUAUAUUGAAAUCUACAAUGAGACACUUCGAGAUCUAUUAAACUUCAAAAAGGGACCUCUGAGGGACGAUGAAAAGCCGUCAAUCCAUACCUCAAAAGGCAAGGUCUACGUCGAACCUCUGGUAGAGGAGAUCGUCUCUACUCCCGAAGAUGUCAUGGAACUUUUAGAGAAAGGCAAUGCACAAAGAAGGAUUGGUGCCACAGAUUGGAAUGAGCGAUCAUCACGAUCACACUGCGUUUUCACUAUUGUAAUAGAGUCUAGACCAAGAGAUGGUGACGGCGAUGAGGACAUCAGAUUGUCGCGUUUGAAUCUUAUUGACUUAGCCGGUUCUGAAAAAGCUGUCUCAGAUUCGGAGAGGCGUGGUGAAGGAAAACAUAUCAAUCAAAGUCUCUUAGCGCUGCGUGAGGUAAUCAACAAGCUCACAGAAAAGACCAAAGCUUCACAUAUCCCUUACCGUAACUCUAAACUGACGCAUCUCUUGGAGAAUGCCCUCGGAGGUGACUCCAACAUCUGUGUGAUCUGCACACUGUCAGCUGAGGAAGAACAUUGCGGUGAGACUCUGGAGACUCUUAAGUUCGCUGGUCGAUGUUCCCAAGUGAAGACAAACGCCAAGAAGAACAUUCUUCCUGCUUCUGAGCGAGCUUUGAUUCGAGCGAAAGAUCAAGAAAUUGAGGAAUUAAGGGCUAGGCUUACGGGUCUUACCAAUAGCAGACCGAGCAAAAUGGAACCUGACACUGAUCAAGUUACCGAUUUGGCCGAAUCUGUGGCCGCCAUGGAGGCUCGAAAGGCAAAACUGACCGCUCAGCUGGCUAAACUCAAUUCUGAAAUCCUUACUUCUGAACUUCCUCGACAUUCCUCCACCAUCAUGGGUGUCCCUAUGUCACCUCCCAAGCCCAAACGCAGAAGAAUUAGCGACUUUUCUGCAAUAAUGUCAACUGGUUCAGACCGGAUAGGCUUGGGGAUGGGCACUCCCAAGAAGGUGGACAGAAGAGCAGUUAGUGGGUUGACGAGGGUUCAAGAAGAGGAAGAUGCGCCAGGAAUCAUGGGAAGACUGUCUGCCAUCGGUGACAAUGGCGUACCAAAUUUUGACCACGAUAUUGCGUUGGCAACAUUGAGAAAAAGUCUAAGGCAGAAGGAAGAAGAGCUUUCUCUUGCCAACCGGAAUCUUGCAUCUGCCUUGUCCCGAGCCUCUCAAUUGUCAGAGAGAGACGAACGUAUUGCGGCCCUCAGCAGCGAAUUAUCCACCACCCUCAAAUCUCUUUCCGCAUUGCAAGCCACGCUUCGGACUACCGAAACUGACCUUCGAGAUCGCAAUUCACAACUUGAAACUACUCGAGCUGAUCUAGUAGCUACAAUCGAAGAUAAGGCCACCAAGAUUGAUGAGCUCGAAGAAAAAGUCUUGGAGCUACGAAAGAGCCGAGAAGAGUUGGCCAUUGAAGAUGAAGGAAGGUUGCAGGAAGUACAGAAGCAGUUGGACAUGGCAGUGAAGGAUAAACAGGAAAUUGAGCAAAGAGUCAAGCUAUUGGAAGACGAAGCUGCAGCUCGAAAAAAGGCCGAAGAGGGGGAGAAAGAUGCCAGGAGAGAAGUGGAAAGCAUCAAAUCUCAAUUAGAAGUUCUCCAAAAGGAGCAUGCCAGUAUCUAUUCUUCAGCACAGAAUGCCUCGACGAGAUUUGCGGAGUACGAAACUUCUAUCUCGACUCUUACAGCACAGAUCAACGAUUUGCUCUCUGCCAAAUUGUCUCGCGAAACAGCAUUGGAAGAACUCCGGAAUGAACACGCCGAAACAAAAAAGCAACGUGAUCGGGCGGCCGAAGAUCUGGAAAACUUCCAGAAGGAAGCUAUGGCAAACGAGACAAAAGUUCUGGGAGAGCUAAGAGAGGAGAUUGGGAACCUGAGGAGGCUCAGGGAGGAUGAAAAAGCGGUCUGGGACAGAAGCAAGGCUGAAAUGGAAGCAAGUAUUGAGACCUUGAAGCAAGGUGAGGCCAAAUCAAAGGCUCGUCUUGUAGAAGCCCUUAAAACGCUCGAGGAUGCAGCUCAAGCCAAUCGAUCAUUGGAGAAGAAGUUAUCUUACGAGGCUGAAGGGCGUCGUACUGCGCAAGAAGAAAGAGAUCAAGCCUUCGAAAAGCUCAAGGAAGCUGCUGGAGUGGCCAACGCUCAGUUAGAACACGAAAUUACCACUCGACAUGAGCUCGAAACCCAGCUCGCAUUCCUCAAAGAACAGCUCGAUUCCCAGCGGGCUGCUGUUGAGGCGCUCACUCGAAAUCUGGACACCGAACGGCAAUCAGCCAAGGAGCUUGCAAGGCAACUCGACAUUACCCAAAAAGAGAUGGAAACUCAAGAGUCAAGAAUCGAGAAGGCCGUGGACGAGCGCAAAGAUGUUGAAAGACGUCUAAGUGAGAUGGAAAGUGCUCUGGAAGCGGGAGAAAAGGAAUGGAGGGUCAGGAUAGAAGACGAAGCCCAUAAGAGGAGAGAAGCAGAAGAGAAACUGAAUGAAUUGGAGAAGUUGCGAGAAGUUGGAACUUCUGCAGAAACGGAGCUGCAAAUGAAACUAGAUGUGGAGGCAAAAGCCAGGGAAGAGCUUGAGCAAAGAUUGAAGGGCGUGGAGAAAAGGCACACGUCUUUCAAAGCUCUAGAGAAUGAUCUGCGGAAGCAGCUCGAGGCCCAGGUCACCAGUAGGGAGAACGUUGAAAGCAAGCUCCAAGAAAUCACGUUAUUUUGGGAAUCUGAAAAUGCGCAACUCCGUCAACAGCUUCAGUCCGCCGUCAGUCGCCGUCAAGAGGUCGAAGAGGACCUUACCGCACUUCAACAUCAGCAUGACACCAUAACCACCUCUGAAGCUGGGCUGCGCAAGAUACUCGAGGUGGAAUCGACUGCUCGUAGGGUUGCGGAAAAGAAAAUCAUUCAACUGGGUCGUCAGCGUGAAGCGUCAAGCUCUGAGGCGGCAAGCCUUCAAAAGAAGCUCGGCGAUGAACAAAUGGCUAGAGAAGAACUCGAGAGAAGGCUACAAGACACGGAGGGUCGUUUGCAGAGUGAGAUGGAAGAGCUGCGAGUCAAAGAUGAGGCAGAGUUCAAGAACAAGCAAGAGGCGGAAAGGAAGUUUACCGAGCUGAUUGAGAAGCAGUGUAUCAGUGAGACCGCCAAUCAAGAUAUGCAGAAGCGCGUCGAAGCAGAGAUCGUUGCUCAACAAAUAGCCAACGACAACGUCUCCGCAUUGAAAGAAAAGCUAGAGGCGGCUUCCUCAACUGAGCAACGGCUCCACCAACGUCUCAGCGAGGAAUCAGUUUCUCAGGCUCAAUUGCGUGAGCAGCUUGAAGUGGCUGCUUUGACGGAACAACGACUACGGCAACUUCUUGAGGCAGAGUCUGCCUCCCGGCAAGCUGCGGAGAAGGAACUGAGUGAAGUCUUUGCCUCCUCAAAGACCGAUUCUGAGAAACAGAAAGACCUCGGGGCGGAACUGGCCGAACAUCGGACGGCUAAUCAAAAGCUUACCUCUCUUGAAGCCGCUCAUACCGAGUUGCAAGCUCAAUUCAAGGCCCACAAAACCGCUUCAGAGGCUGCGCAGAAGGACGCUAAAGCCGAGUAUUCCAAGGAGGUGAAUACCCUCAGGAAAGAGUUGCUCGUCCUUCGGGAGUCUUUAAGCACGGCAAAGGCUGAAGCGAGUGACGCCAAAACUGAGGCCGACGCACAUCGCGAAAAAGUCACUAAGCUUGCCAAAGAUGUUGUCGAGCUAGAAGCCCGCCAUAAGGAGAAUAAAACACUUUCUUCGUCAACUUCUGUCUCCGCUCGACUCCGCACACUUUCCACCCCAGGUCCUUGGGUCAAUAGUGGAGAGAUGGGUGAUGCUUCGAUUAAAGGCAUGAAGGCAAGAGAACUCAAGGGCACAACCGCUGGAUUUGGUGCAGGAGAGAGAGAAAGCUCUAUGGCCAGACUGCAUGUUGGGCAUAAGGAUGAGAUUGAGAGAUUGGAGAAGGUGGUAGAGGUGCAGAAGGGAAUCAUCGACGAGCAACGAAUGAAGAUUGAAAGGUGGUCCAAGGAGAUGGAGAAGCAGCGUGAGAUUGUGCGAUUACUCACGAACGACACAACCAGUACCUCGUUGUCUCCCUCUUCUCCCCUCCCGCCCAACAGAUUUCGAGGAAAAUCACAUUCCAUCUCCCACUCCCCCACCGAAUCUCCUGCCACCGCAACACCUGCCAAGGGCUUCCCCUCAACGUUCACCGCUCGUAACUUGGCUCUUCCCACUACUCCCACUCCGUUGCCCAUGCACUCCAGCCAAUUUAGCAAUGCGUCUGUGAGGAAAGGAAGGAGGGUAACCAUAGAGCACGACAUUGAUCUUUUGAUUGAAUCAAACAAAGUCAACAGAGCAAAAGCAAUAUUCGAAACGCCCGACAAGGGAAGCAAGCAAGGGCCCGCGUCCCCCACAAGGGAGCCUCUCAGAGUGAAUCAGGCAACUUGGUCUAUCCCCAGACAGCGCAGGCCUUAAUUGUCUGCUCCCAAAGUUCGAUUUUUGGGUCCUUCCUGUUUAUAAUGUGAUAAUAUGAUGGGUGUGUAUAAUCGCUUAGAUUACGACCAUUCAGGGCAAUCUCAUAAAUAGUAGCUUUCCCUUCUUUCGAUUUAUAAUAUUCAUCCAUAUUGUUUAAAUAGACCUCAAAAGUGACGUACACCCGGCACUGAUUAUGCGUACAGAGUACGGGUAAAUCAUAUGUAUAUAAGUAGAUUCUGCG
Molecule: messenger RNA, 5733 nt
Organism: Cryptococcus deneoformans JEC21
Lineage: Eukaryota; Fungi; Basidiomycota; Tremellomycetes; Tremellales; Cryptococcaceae
Product: centromeric protein e (cenp-e protein), putative
Exons: 15
Coding region: 87-5492 (1801 amino acids)
Biological process (GO): microtubule-based movement
Molecular function (GO): microtubule motor activity; microtubule binding; ATP binding
Source: RefSeq, a predicted model, not a curated record